Arabidopsis thaliana (thale cress) is the source of this 1044-nucleotide messenger RNA. Its product is annotated as transport/golgi organization-like protein (DUF833). The transcript has 5 exons. The record is from RefSeq and is marked reviewed. NCBI's taxonomy places the organism in Eukaryota, Viridiplantae, Streptophyta, Magnoliopsida, Brassicales, Brassicaceae. Bases 61 to 888 code for a protein of 275 amino acids.
CGACGACUUUGAUUAGAGCAGAGAGAUGGUUGGUUCGUUGGUUCGUCGGAGGAGAAGAGAAUGUGCAUAGCAGUAUUUCUGUGGCAAUCGCAUCCGCUGUACCCUUUUCUUCUAUUUCUCAACAGAGAUGAAGAUCACAACAGGGCGACAGAGGCGCUGCGUUGGUGGGAAGACGGAGAGACGGUGGGAGGAAGAGACCUUGUUGGCGGCGGGACGUGGCUGGGCUGCACGAGGCAUGGCCGUCUGGCUUUCCUCACCAAUUUCAAGGAAGCCUCCUCCUUCCCUGCUGCUAAAUCCCGUGGAGAUCUGCCUCUUCGUUACUUGCAGAGCGAAAAGAGUCCGGCCGAGUUUGCCGAGGAGAUCCAAGACGAAAUUUCACUCUACAAUGGCUUUAACCUGGUUGUCGCUCAUGUCUUGUCCAAAUCCAUGAUUUACAUUACCAACCGACCACCCCACGGUGACAAGCUCGUGACGCAAGUCUCUCCCGGGAUCCAUGUCCUUUCCAACGCCAACCUCGACUCCCCUUGGCCCAAGUGUCUGAGGCUGAGGGAGGGUUUCCAACAGCUUCUGGCUGAGAACGGGAGCGGUGAAUUCCCGGUGAAGACCAUGGUGGAGGAGGUGAUGACCAAUACUGUCAAGGACGAAGAAACCGAGCUACCUCACGUUUUCACACCAGAGACGGAAUACCAUCUCAGCUCCAUCUUCGUCGACAUGCAGAGACCAACUGGGCGUUAUGGGACCAGAAGCAUCUCUGCGAUCAUCGUCAAGUCCCAUGGAGAUGGUGGUGGUGAUGGUGAGAUUUGCUUCUACGAGAGGCAUCUUGAAGAAGGCGAUUCAUGGAAGGAACACACUCAACAGUUUGUAAUAAUACAAAACCAAAGCAUUUGAUUAGCUAGCCAGGCUUAUUUCGCGAGCUUCCCUUGCUUGUAACAUUGAGAAAUCAAAACUCUCACAUAUGUUGUACAUGUAAACACAAAACAGAAGACAGAGCUGAUCUCUUUUAUUCCAAACCAUCAAAAUACAAAUACAAUCACAGUUACUCUU